Molecule: messenger RNA, 1810 nt
Organism: Triticum aestivum (bread wheat)
Lineage: Eukaryota; Viridiplantae; Streptophyta; Magnoliopsida; Poales; Poaceae
Product: coniferyl alcohol acyltransferase-like
Exons: 1
Coding region: 211-1650 (479 amino acids)
Molecular function (GO): acyltransferase activity, transferring groups other than amino-acyl groups
Source: RefSeq, a predicted model, not a curated record
CUGCAUUUGGGAAGAUGACCAAAUGCAUUGGACGGCUUGUCAUAUCGGUCGGUCUACUUUUGCGUUGAACAAUGGCGAAAUGCGUGCCCAUUUUCUCUUCUUCUGGAAAGGGUUGGUUGAAAGUUAAAACAAACCGCCUCGUGCUCUCUCCACCGCUCGCUCCUACCUACGUGUCCAUCCCUGCGCCGCGUCCGUCCGUGCGCAGCCGUGAUGCCGCCGGCCGAGCGCUGCGCCGUCGCCGUCGAGGUCGUCUCCCGGACGCUCGUCCAGGCCUCCGACCCGCCGCGGGGAUUCCCGGCGGUGCUCCCGGUCUCCAACCUGGACCUCAUCCUCGGCUCCUUCCACGUCUUCUUCAUCGCCAUCUACCCGGCGCCCGCCGCGCGCUUCCCGGCCGUGGCCGCGGCCGCGCGCGCCGCGCUCCCGGCCUUCCUCUCCCGCUUCUACCCCUUCGCCGGCCGCGUCGUGCCCAGCGCCUCCACCGGCGUGCCGGAGGUCGUGUGCGGCAACGAAGGGGCCGAGCUCGUCGUCGCGUACGCCGACGCGGCGCUCGCGGACGUGGACUUCGCCGACGCCGACGCCUCGCUGGGGCGCAUCCAGGUGCCGUUCCAGCGCGGCCUCGCGCUGUCGCUGCAGCUCGUACGGUUCGCGUGCGGCGGGUUCUCGCUCACCUGGGGCACCGACCACCUGCUCGUCGACGGCCACGGCCUCACCACGCUUCCCAACGCCUGGGCGGAGAUGCUCGUCGGGGGCGGCCUCUCGUGGGAGCCCCACCACGACCGCUCCUCCCUCUUCCGGCCCCGUUCGCCACCGCGAUACACCCCGUCGCUGGACGCCGAGUUCGUGCGCUACGACCCGGCCAGCCUCCCCAACGCCCUCCUUGCCGCCGCCCUCGUGCGCCGCAACUACGUCGUGGACGCCGCCGACGUCGACCGCCUCCGCGCGGCGGCCAGCGGCCCCUCCCGCCGCGCCACGCGGCUCGAGGCCCUCUCCGCGCACGUCUGGAAGCUCCUCGCCGCGGCCGUGGGCGGCUCCGACACGCACUGCCGCAUGGCGUGGCUCGUCGACGGCCGCCGGCGCCUCGACCCCGCCAAGUACAACAAGACCCACGUCAACAACUACCUCGGCAACGUCGUCACCUACGCGUCGCGGGAGGCGGCCGUGGAGACGGUGCGCUCCGCCCCGCUCGCCGACGUGGCGACGAUGGCCGCGGCGGCAAUCGCGGAGGUGUUCCGGCAGGAGCGGCACGAGGAGCUGGUGGAUUGGAUGGAGGCGCACAAGGGGGUGUUCGCGGAGGGCGGCAAGUGGACGGAGACGGUGGGGCUGGGCACAGGCAGCCCGGCGCUGGUGGUGUCGGCGUUCGUGCCGUUCCGCGUGGAGGGCGACUUUGGAUUCGGCCCGCCGCGGCUGGUGAUGCCGUGGGUGCGUCCGGGCCGGCUCGGGUCGGCAGCCAUGACAGUGAUCCGGAGCCCCGCGGGAGACGGGUCGUGGCUGGUCACCGCCAGGAUGUGGCCUCGGCUCGCCGACGCCGUGGACGCCGACCCAGAGGCCGUGUUCAAGCCGGCCACCGCCGAGCGGCUCGGGUUCGCCACGCGCCGCCGCGGCGAGCUGAGGGCCACCGGCACGGCGCAGCACGCCGUGAGCCGCAUGUGAGCUGCGUUGCCUGCGUGGACGGCUGCUGUUAAAAUAGAUGUACUGCCGCCGCGUGGACGGCUGCAGUACAAAUAUCGUCAUAGCCUCUCUCUCACUACUAGAGUAUCUAUUUUUAACCUUUUUAUUUUUUAAAUAAAAUAUUGGAACUCUCCAUUUGUCA